Haemonchus placei is the source of this 159-nucleotide messenger RNA. Lineage: Eukaryota; Metazoa; Nematoda; Chromadorea; Rhabditida; Trichostrongylidae. The record is from the annotation of a GenBank genome assembly.
AUGCGCUUGCUUUGCGUUUUGUCUCUGGUGAUUGGUGUGGUGGCCAGUACGGCUACGGUACAAGCAGCUUGUCCACCGAAUACAUUCACAUGCAAAGAUGGCUCAUGUAUACCAGAGGAUUGGGUUGGUGACGGUGAAGCGGAUUGUGAUGACAGGUGA